Messenger RNA from Olea europaea var. sylvestris, 303 nucleotides. Its product is annotated as LIM domain-containing protein PLIM2c-like. The annotation marks the transcript as partial. Lineage: Eukaryota; Viridiplantae; Streptophyta; Magnoliopsida; Lamiales; Oleaceae. Gene Ontology annotation, biological process: actin filament bundle assembly. Gene Ontology annotation, cellular component: plasma membrane; actin cytoskeleton. The record is from RefSeq and is a predicted model, not a curated record. Gene Ontology annotation, molecular function: actin filament binding. The transcript has a single exon.
GUGACUAUGGAGGGAGAAUCAUAUCACAAGUCAUGCUUCAAGUGUGCUCACGGUGGCUGUCCCCUUACACAUUCAUCAUAUGCUGCUCUUGAUGGAAUUCUAUACUGCAAACACCAUUUUCAGCAGCUCUUCAUGGAGAAAGGAAACUACCAGCACAUCAAAUCUGCGCAUAGGAGAAGUGGUAGUAAUGUGGAAGCUGUCGAGGAGGAGACAGGGACGAAGUCAGGGGAGAAGGAGCCGCCAAAGGAGACGGCAACAGAAACUGAACGAGUGGAAGCUGAUCACUUAGAAGAGCGUCCCUAA